AUGGCUGCCGGACCAUCAUACGGGUCUUUUACGUUUCUAAAAGUCUUGAGUGGAAAACAAGCGGUUGAUAGUAGUCUUGAUGAGGAGCAUUGGGGUUUAGUAAAUUGGGCCCAAGAGGCUCUGAAAGGAGGUAGGCUAAAGCAAAUUGUUGAUCAUACCAUAACAGACAGAAUCUUGCCUAAAUGUUUGAGGGAGUUUGCACGGCUUGCAGAUAGGUGUUUGUGUAGCAAUCCGAAGCAAAGGCCUACAAUGGCCGAAGUUGUGGUCUGUCUUGAGUCUGUAUUAACCUUACAGGAGAAAGCUAAUUACACAUUGCACCCUCCAGGCAUGAAAAUAUUUGGUAAUAAGGUGCCAAUGUUUCUAUCUUCAUUCAGUGGGGAUAAUUCAGUUGGGAGUAAAAGAUCUUUGGAGUUAUACUUUGAUACUAUUGGAGGUGAAGACAGAAUAUUACGCAGGUUUGAGUUCCAGACUAUCGUUGUCGCAACUGAGAAUUUUUCUGAGACUAAUCUAAUUUCACCAUUGUUAUCUGGUGUCUACAUUUACAAGGGUAGGCUACAAAAUGGACAAGGAGUAUCAAUUGCCAGACAUAGUUCUGGAUCCAGAUCUGAAUAUUAUAAAAAUGAAGUGGCGUUGCUGGUAAAACUUGAGCAUGAGAAUUUGCUUAAGUUGGUUGGAUAUUCCAUCGAAGAAACAGAAGUAUUCCUUGUCUAUGAGUUUGCAGUCUAUGCACGUCUAGAUCGCUUGAUAGAUGAUCAUGAAUGUACUCUAUUGGACUGGAAUAAGCGCAACAAAAUAAUACUAGGUGUUGCUAGGGCACUUCUGUACCUUCACCAGCAUGGUUCCUUUCGGAUCAUACACAAUCAUGUCUAUCCUAAAAACAUUCUUUUAGAUGAAAGUUUGGACCCCAAACUGUCAUCUUUUGGGUUUGCAAGAUGUUUAUCAAUAAACGGGGCUGAUUGCAUCGAAGAGGAGAACAUACAUGGAUCUAUGGUAUUUAUUGCACCAGAAGUACAUCAGACUUUACUUCUGUCAACUAAGGCUGAUGUGUAUUGUUUUGGUGCUUUGAUCUCAGAAACUAUAUCUGGGUGUACAAGACACAAUUACAUGGUCAACCACACAGACAACGAUACCCUUACACAUUCUGUGUGGACUAAUUGGGUGAAAGGAACAUCUUCAAAUAUAAUUGAUCCUAGAAUCCAUGCCCAUUCAAGCUCCAUUACAAGAGUCAUCCACAUUGGGCUGUUGUGUGUUCAAGUAGAUCCAGCUGAUAGACCAACAAUGGAGGAAGUUGUUGGCAUGCUGACUAGCAAUUCAUCUCUCCCUCUCCCUUUACAAAAAAAAUCUUUGUCACCAUGGAUAAGAGAAAAGUCUUCAGAUGUCCCAAAAAUAUUACUGUCCGAUGACUACGAUUCUGGGGCAGUUGAGGACUUCCUAUCAGAGCUAUGCCCUCGAUAGUGUUUUGCAGGAAUUUAUAUAACUUUCAAAUUCCCUUAUUAAAACCAGUGGUAGAACUUUUCUUUAAGAAGUCAAUAGAUGCUCAAGAGUCAAGAUCAAAGAAACCAGAUCUUGUACUAUAAGUCUCUUAUUAUUAUUUUUUUUGUAGGUUAAGCAAAAGCCCA
This is a messenger RNA of Lactuca virosa, 1619 nucleotides long. The record is from the annotation of a GenBank genome assembly. NCBI's taxonomy places the organism in Eukaryota, Viridiplantae, Streptophyta, Magnoliopsida, Asterales, Asteraceae.